Molecule: messenger RNA, 1062 nt
Organism: Neohortaea acidophila
Lineage: Eukaryota; Fungi; Ascomycota; Dothideomycetes; Mycosphaerellales; Teratosphaeriaceae
Exons: 1
Coding region: 1-1062 (353 amino acids)
Source: RefSeq, a predicted model, not a curated record
AUGGAGGCACCCACGCGCACCAACAGGUACCUGGAAUGGCAGGAAAACCACGAUCUUACCAAAAUCCGACUCCAUGAGCAGGCGAAAGCAUUCGGCUCUACCAAAGCCAUCGAGGACUGGAAGACCAUCGAAGGACUGCGGUACUGGGUGCAACGUCGCGAACUCAAACUCCUCGACUACGAGGCUUGCUCGGACGCGGAACUCUCUGCCUUCAUCGUCCAGCGGAAGCUCGCCAUCUGCCCCGAUGCAAUGCAGGAGCCCUACUCUGAAGGAAAGCCGUGGGCGCUUCGGGCUUGCGCGAUCGAAGCUUUAGGCGCAGCCGACAGGGCCCCGAUGUUCCAUCACUUCCUUGAUCUAGUUCCUGAGCUCCGCCAGAGAAUCUACGAGAUCGACAUGCAGGACUUCAAGGCUUCCUCACUCCCUGCCAAGCCGCCGAUUGCAUCGACCUGCCGCCUCAUCCGACAAGAAGCCCUCCCAUUACUCUACGUCAACCACACCGUUAUUCUGUCUUAUGACAUGAAGCAGCUGAGCAAAGUCAGCUGGAUACUCGCGACCGAUGGCGUCGUCAUCGCGCCUGGUCAGACAAAGCCGCCCGGAAUGACGUUCACCGAGAUCAAGAAUGAGCUCGAGCAGGAGACGACUUGGGGAUCGAUAUUCGCUCGCGCUUCAAUCGAAAACUACCGCACCACGCAACUUCUGUUCCACAUGCCUCCCGAACACUUCCAGUACCUCCGGCAAAUUCACUUGGUCUUCAAUCGUGAACGAUUUUCAGCCUGGCACAAAGCAGCGGCAAUCAGCGUGACGUUGGGCAAAUCUGCGCAAACAUACCGCGUCAAGGUCGAGCGGCUAGACACCGAUUUACGCAUCAACCGUAAGCUGGUCGUUCAGCCUGAGAACAUGGUGGAGCGUCGAGUGAUUGAGGUAUUGGACCAGGUCGCGACCAGAGGGGGCAUGAUGAAGCUUACCGCCGAAGAUUUUUGCGCGUUAAAGCACGCCAUCACGCGCGGUUGGUGUGACUAUUCUGAGUGGCACAAAGAGACAACCGGGGAGUUUGCAUACUGA